Amaranthus tricolor (Joseph's coat) is the source of this 2484-nucleotide messenger RNA. RefSeq names its product protein IQ-DOMAIN 14-like. Bases 534 to 2201 code for a protein of 555 amino acids. The transcript has 7 exons. The record is from RefSeq and is a predicted model, not a curated record. NCBI's taxonomy places the organism in Eukaryota, Viridiplantae, Streptophyta, Magnoliopsida, Caryophyllales, Amaranthaceae. Gene Ontology annotation, molecular function: protein binding.
CUCAAAUAGUCUUCACAUUCAAGUAAAGUUUGUUGAAGUUGGCCACAUUGAGUGACUAAGUUGCUAACCUUCCUUCCAUUCUCUCUCUAAUCUCCUCAUCCUUAGAUUCUUAUUUCUUGGAACCAAAAAGUUUAAUUAUAUAAAUUCUAAACAAAAGGUAAACAAAGGUGGGAAAAAAGUAGGGGAAAAAUGUUACUUUUCCCUUCUUCUCAUCUUAGAAGGUGAACGGACUAUUCAUGUGUCAUUCAAUUUUUAAGUUUCUAGAGUGAAAAAGUUGAUAUUAAAUAAACAAAACAAUAAAAAAAUUACAAAAUUAUGAAAGUUUCCCAUGAGAGAAAAGAAUAAUAAGUUCAAGAAAGUAGAGGUGGGCUAAGAAGAAAGAGUUAGGAAACAGCUCAUUUAAGUCCUUUCUCUGGGAACCCACCUGUUUGGUUUGUUAUUUUUCAGUGAUUUUGGAAAAAAAUUGGUAAAGGUGUCCAAAUUCAGCUCACCCAAUAUAUGUAUAGUAAAUAGUUUACAGUAAUGUUAGCAAAAUGGGAAAGAAAGGAAGCUGGUUUUCAGCAAUUAAAAAGGUCUUUACACAUAGUUCUAAGGAGAAAGUAGCUGAUGGAAGAGAGAAGAACAGCUCAAAAGAGAAAAGGAAGAAAGGACUUGGGAAGCUAAAACAUGGAGAUGGACAUUCGUUUUUACCGUUUGUUAGAGAGCCAAGUAGCAUUGAAAAAAUACUCGGGGAGGUUGAAAGAGAGCACCAAGUUACAAAUUAUGGGCCUCCUACGCCACCUGAGAACCCGAAACCCGUAGCUCUACAUGUAACUCCUCCCCCAGUUAGACCCUCUAGCCCCCCUGUAAGAACUAAUAUCCCCCCUGUUAGAGCUGCUACCCCUCCCAGAGCUCCCACUCUGCCAAGGAGAGCUUCGCCUCCAAGGGAAACUGUUCAGUCUAUUCCACAUUCAAGGGAUGCCCCACGAGAGCCUUCCCCUCCAGCGCGAACGGUAGCUUCUCCGACAAGAGCUGCAACCCCUGUAAAUGAUACGACUCCUAAUAGGGUUCUUUCCUCAAAGUUUGUUCAAUACCGGAGGCCAGAGCCGAGCUUAAGAGAUCAGCAUGCUUGUGCUACUAAGAUCCAGGCAGUUUUUAGAGGUUAUAUGGCAAGGAGGAGUUUUAGGGCUAUUAGAGGUCUGGUGCGGCUGCAAGGAGUGAUGAAAGGGCAUAGCGUAAAGCGACAAACAGUAAAUGCUUUGAAAAGCAUGCAGAUGUUGGUUCGUGUACAAAAUCAAAUUCACUCGCGGAGGAUCCAGAUGUUGGAAAAUCAAGUACUUCAGCGGCAAGCCAUGUAUAAGAAUGAUCAAGACCUAGAGAGCAGUUUUGGCAAGUGGAUGUCGGAAAAUCAGGAGGAAUGGGAUGACAGCACACUGACUAAAGAAGAAAGAGAAGCAAGAAUGAAGCGGAAGUUUGAUGCAAUCGUUAAGAGAGAAAGAGCGAUGGCCUAUGCAUACUCCCAUCAGGUGUGGAAAUCAACUACAAGAACGGCAAACGGAGCUUUGGCAGACUUCCGGUCAGGAGGAUACCCCUACUGGUGGAACUGGUUAGAAAAACGGCAAGUACCUCCAUUGACACCCACGAACCCUCCACGAAGCCCCGCUAUGAAGAACUUCCUAGCAACCCCCACUAGAUCAGUAUCAAACUUCAAGGCUAGCCCCGUGCCUCAAUCAUGUAACCUUGGUAGUCCUAGUCCUAGGUUUGAUACUAUGGAUACCCCGACUCCAAGAUCUACUCGGUCAUCGGUUGCUCCAAGAUCAAGACACGCAAGAACCCCACCGAGUAGAUUUCAGCAAAAAACAUCGAGAGGAAGUGCUGCAACAUCACCUUUCAACGGCAGAGCAUUCAAAGACGAUGACAGCCUCAUGAGCUGCCCCCCUUUCUCUGUCCCGCGUUACAUGUCUUCUACGGUUUCUGCUAACGCUAAAUUAAAAGGAAUCCCGGAUAGUCCAAGUAGUACAAGUGAUGACCCUAGAAGGCGGAUGUCAUUUCCGUUUACUCAAGGUGGCGGAUCUUUCAAGUGGAACAAAGACAAGGAGAGUGGCUCGCCGAGCGUUUUAGGGAAGACGCAGUCAGUGCAAUCGGUAGGAAACAUGAGUGUUGAUUCUACGGUUUCUAUGCCUGCCACUGUUGGACGAAAGCCAUUUAACCGUUUUGUGUGAUUAUUUUGUCAUUUUUUUAUUUUAAUUUUCUCUUCCUAUCUCGAUUUUCUUUUACUCGCUAUGAAUUAUAUAUUCCGGAAAGAAAAAAUGUACUGUGUGCUUAAAUGUGAGUUACAUUGCUGAUGUAUACUAAUAAAGACCAUGUAGGAUGUGAUGGCUUGUAAUUACUUCCAUUGUGAAAGGGUCGGAUUCUUUGAACCUGAGUGUUUGUAUUUAUUCCCAUACUCCUUUGAUUGGUAUCCAAACAUACGCCCUACUGAAUGUUUGGCAAAAGGUUUUUGGA